This is a messenger RNA of Mirounga angustirostris (Northern elephant seal), 6772 nucleotides long. RefSeq names its product programmed cell death 10 (gene PDCD10). The coding region runs from base 299 to 937 and encodes 212 amino acids. Gene Ontology annotation, cellular component: FAR/SIP/STRIPAK complex. The record is from RefSeq and is a predicted model, not a curated record. Gene Ontology annotation, biological process: regulation of Golgi organization; positive regulation of MAP kinase activity. The transcript is spliced from 9 exons. Lineage: Eukaryota; Metazoa; Chordata; Mammalia; Carnivora; Phocidae. Gene Ontology annotation, molecular function: protein kinase binding.
UGGUUCCUCUCGGGUCCUUCCGGCGUCGCCGGAGUGAAUUGAUCCGGGAGUUGAAGAGGGCUCCAAAGGUGGGAAGUGAAGUCAGGGUCUCAGUUGCCGAAGGGAGAACUGUAAAGGAAGAGUCAAUGUUGACAGAGAUCUGCGGAUUCAGUUCCAGUUUCAUGAUGUGGCCCUUCUGAGGAGGUCAGUAUAUAUUUUGUGCCCUGUUCUUUUAUCACAAAAGAGAAAAGAAAUACUGCAGUGAAUGAAGAUUCCUCUGCAUUUUAGCACUGCUUUUUCUACUGUAGUUGGCUUUUGAAUGAGGAUGACAAUGGAAGAGAUGAAGAAUGAAGCUGAGACCACUUCCAUGGUUUCUAUGCCCCUCUAUGCAGUCAUGUAUCCUGUGUUUAAUGAGCUAGAACGAGUAAACCUGUCAGCAGCUCAGACACUGAGAGCAGCUUUCAUUAAGGCUGAAAAAGAAAAUCCAGGACUUACACAAGACAUCAUUAUGAAAAUUUUAGAGAAAAAAAGUGUAGAAGUUAACUUCACAGAGUCCCUUCUUCGAAUGGCAGCUGAUGAUGUAGAAGAGUAUAUGAUUGAACGACCAGAGCCAGAAUUCCAGGACCUAAAUGAAAAGGCACGAGCACUUAAGCAAAUUCUCAGUAAGAUCCCAGAUGAGAUCAAUGACAGAGUGAGGUUUCUGCAGACAAUCAAGGAUAUAGCUAGUGCAAUAAAAGAACUUCUUGAUACAGUGAAUAAUGUCUUCAAGAAGUAUCAGUACCAGAACCGCAGGGCACUUGAACACCAAAAGAAAGAAUUUGUAAAGUACUCCAAAAGCUUCAGUGAUACUCUGAAAACCUAUUUUAAAGAUGGCAAGGCAAUAAAUGUGUUCAUAAGUGCCAACCGACUAAUUCAUCAAACCAACUUGAUACUUCAGACCUUCAAAACUGUGGCCUGAAAGUUGUAUAUGUUAAGAGAUGUAUUUCUCAGUGGCAGUAUUGGACUGCCUUUAUCUGUAAAUUUUAAAGUUUGACUGUAUAAAUUAUCAGUCCCUCCUGAAGGGAUCUAAUCCAGGAUGUUGAAUGGGAUUAUUGCCAUCUUACACCAUAUUUUUGUAAAAUGUAGCUUAAUCAUAAUCUCACACUGAAGAUUUUGCAUCACUUUUGCUAUUAUCAUUCUUUUAAGAAUUAUAAGCCAAAAGAAUUUACGCCUUAAUGUGUCAUUAUAUAACAUUCCUUAAAAGAAUUGUAAAUAUUGGUGUUUGUUUGACAUUUUAACUUGAAAGCGAUAUGCUGCAAGAUAAUGUAUUUAACAAUAUUUGGUGGCAAAUAUUCAAUAAAUAGUUUACAUCUGUUAAACAUUUCUUUACUUGAAAAAAUACAUAUAUAUAUAUAUAUAUGAAUAUAUAUAUAUGAUCAGAAGACCAAGAUGACUUGGUGUAAUGUCUAAAGAACUAACGGGAGCUUACUAGCAGUUUAUCAGAUAAUAAAGCAACAAGAAUUCUAUUUUUUGGUCCUUAAUCACUCUGGGCAAAAGGUAGUCAAUGGAAAUAUUUUUGUUAGUUAAUAUAUAUGAGGUACUGAAUAUUUUUGCAGCCUGUUUUAAGAGACUUAUGAGAAAGAAAUGGCAAUUUAUAGUGUCUUCACACUCUAAUGUCACUUUUUCAACUCUAUGACAAUGUAAAAUUAAGGUUUUCUGGUAUGCUGGGCCCUAAUAAGCUUUGUACCUUUUUUCCAAAAAUAGCCACAACUAAUAGUAAUUUGAAGCUAUACCAGUGCUAGUUGGUUUGAAAUUGUCAUGAGUGUUAUAACUGUUAUACACACUCUUUAAAUAUAUAGAGCUUUGUUUCACCAUAGAGAAGUUUUAAGGAAAUUAUGUAUCAAGUGAUCAUGUUAAGUGGUUUCAUUUUUCAAUUAUAAAAUAAAGGGAAAAUCAGGAUUUGUUUAUCUUUUAUAAAGAUUUUAAAUGUUAAACUAAAUUUCUGUUUGGCAAUAUACACUUCUUUGCUAUAAUGCAAUUUAGUUAUUUUUAAACUUUUUUCUUUAUUUUUAAAAACAGAUUUUUAAGGAAUUACUGUCAAUGGCAGUAUAAAAGGAAAUUGUCCUAUUAGAUGUGAACAGGAAAUAUAUGGAAAGAAGCAAAAAAAAAAAAAACAAUAGACAAUUGGGUGAAAUCUCAUAAUUUAUGGACAUUUUGCUGAGUUGAUUUUUUUUUUUUUUUCCAAAAUACACAGCUGGUAAAACAAAUGGAAUUGGUGAUUUUAAUACAGUUUAUUUUUUAUAUGAAUUAUUCAUUCUUGGAAAUAGAUGGUUGUUUGCAAAAUAGACUUGUGAAUAUAUGAAGAAAAAAUACACUGUUUUAUCUUUUUCUGAGCAGCAAACUUUUCUAAUACAGACUAAUACUAUCUUCCCUCCAAUUGUCUUGACCUCUUUAACAGAACUCACCAGUUAACCAGCCAUUCCCCAAGUCAUCUGUUUUUAUGAGCCAUCUAUCUUUCUAUUUCACUGUCCAGUAUCUCUGGCUUCUGUUUUCAUGAAGUUUAUCGGAAAGUUUACUCAGAAGGAAGGUUUGUUCUCAGGAUAAUGCUGUUUCUUACAUAAUCCUAAUGGGGGGCAUGUUUUGAUCAAUGAGGAAAAGGCUAAUAUGGCCCCAGUCAGAUUCAUCUCCAGAGAACAGAAAGAAAAAGGAGAGAUUUGUUGAGCACCCUUCUCUGUGUCAAGUGCUAUUUUAGAUACAUUAAUUUAAUUCUCUUAACAGUCCCAUGAUUAAACUAUCUGUCUUGCAAGUGAGGAAACUGGCUACAAAGCUGGUAACUUCUGGCACCAGGAUUUGAAUUCAGUGUUUGCCUCCAUGCUCUUUCCACUGAUCUGUACUUCAUCCAUUGCUGAAAACACACCUUGUUUAGAAUACUAAUUCCCUAAUACCAAACUGACAAAGCUCCCCUUGUCCACAGGGAAAUGAGAAAAAUUAGGAUAAUGUGAUAAGUUUUUUUUCUUAAAUAUGAAUUUAUGCAUUUUAAAGGACCAUUCUUUUUUUGGGUAUGACUACUAUGUUUUGCAUAUUUAAAAUGCCCCUCCUCACACUUUUCUUUUUUUAAACAAAAUGACAUAAUGGUCAGUGGUAGUUUUUUUUUUUUUUAAUGAUUGCAGUUUAAUAGCCUUGUUAGCAAAACAUGAGGUUCACAGCCCAGUAUCAGUUCCUCCUAAUUGUUUUUUUUUAACUUUCUACAUGGAAAUGAUUUAAAAUUUACCAAAAAUUGGCAAAAUUAAGAAUAAUACAAAGAACAUCAGUACAUCUUUUACCCAGAUUCCCCUAUUGUUUAAACCUUACCAUUUUGUUUUUAUCAUUUGGUGGUUCGUUUGCCCUCAAAUCCCCUCUACUCUGGGAUCAUUUCCAUGUCCCCCUUUGUCUUUUAUGGCAUUGAUAUGACAUUUUUGGAGAAUGCAGUCUUUUUGUCCCCCUCCCCCUCCCCAAUAGAAUGUCCCUCAUUUGGGGCUUCUGCAUUAGGUUCAGGUUAUGCAUUCUCAGAAUACUCCAUCGGUGAUACUGUCAUCAAAGCAUCACAGCUGGGGGCACAAGGUGUCCAUCUGCUCCUCAUUGGUGAUGUUAAUUUUGGUCACCUGGGCAAGGUGUUUUUCAGUUUCUCCAAUAUAUAGUUAUUGUUUUUUUACCUUGUGUCUAAUAAUCUGAAGAAGACUCUCUUAAGUCCAUGCUAUAACCAGAAUUUAGUAGCCUUUGGUGAUUUUUGCUUAUCAGUCUUUGCUAGUUUCAAAAUGCUGAUUUUUCUAACUCCAGCGUUCCGUCCUCGUCUACCAUUUGGCACUCAGCAUUCUACUGUUAGCAGGAACCCUUUCUCCCCCAGCCAUCCAUUCGUUCAUCUAUACCUAUGCGUGUAUGGUUUUAUAUUUACUAUUGUUUUGGACUCUUGGUUGUCUGUUUUUUCAGUGGCUUAUAAUUCAUUACUUACUUUGGUGCUUAAAUUGUCUUAAAUUUGCUCAGUAGGAGCUCCUUCAAUCUGGCUCCUAUAUCCCUGUGACAUCGUUUUAGUCUUAUUUAUUUAUUUAUUUAUUUUAGGACAUUCUCUUAAAUAAAAGAUGUUCCAGAAUCUGGAAUCAGCAAUUUCUCCAAGAAACCCUGGGGAAUGACAUUAGACACAUAGCUCUGGUUGCUGGGUGUCAUCUUCUAGGCCUAUUCAGCAGACAGAAUUAGGAAAUGUGCAUGUACAACCGUAAACACAAAUAUGCAUGUGCCAUGUACAUUUUAAUGUGCUUAUAUACACAUUGUGUUUGAUUUCAGAAAUCAUGAGUUCACACUAAUACCUCCAAUUUCUAUCCAUCCUCAGGGGUCUUGUCUUGACUUCCCCAUUCCAUAUUUCUAUGUCUCUGUUUUUUCAGAAUUCUGGCACAAGUCAGUUUAUUCACUUGGUCCAUCCUGUAGUACAUCUGAAAUAGUUCUUAGAAUUGCUUUUGCCCAUGUCACUGUAAAAAAACACUUAAAAGCUUGUUUGCAGUUCUCUCCCUACCUGUACUCUGCCCAAUAAUAAGGAUAUAUAAUUACAUUCUGUGUUCAUAAAUUACUUGGGUUAAUUCUUUUUUCUCUCACUGUGAUUAUGUUAUUUAUUUGAAAUAAAUUGGAUUCAUUUGUUUCAGUUUUUUUCCAAGUUUAAGGUCCCCCCUACACACAUACUUCACAUCCUUGUUGAUUUAAUUUUUAAAAAUACAUGGAAUGCUAACAUGUUUCUAAAAAUCAUAACUAUACCAAAGGUUUACUGAGAAGUGUUACUCUCUCAUAUCCCUUCUGCAUUCCCCAGCCCCUUCUUGGGUAUCCAACUUCACUGUUCCCCGCCCCCCAUGUUUCUUUUCUUUAUGAAGAAACGUAAUGAAGGUGUUUUCUUAUCUCCACCCCCCCCUUUCUUACAGUAAAGGUAGCAUACAUAUAGAGAGAGAACCUUUUUGCCCAGGCCUGUAAGUUUCUCGGGAUGGGACUUUCAGUGCUAAAACUGGGAGAGUCGGGCAAACUGGGAGGGCUGGCCACUCCAUAAACUUGCUUUCUUAAAAAAAAUAAACUCAUUGGUGCAUAUUGUACAUAUUACAAAAUUCACAUAUAUAUCCUUAAAAUAACUUUAUUGAGGUAUAAUUUCACAAAAUUCACUCAUUUUAAAAAGUUGUGCAACCUGACCAAAAUCCAGUUUUAGAACAUGUUCAUCAUUCCAGUAAACUUUCUCAUGCCUGGUUCCCACCACUCCCUGCCCCCUCCCCUGUUCCAGGCAACCACUAGUUACUUUCUGUCUCCAUAGAUUUUCCUUUCCUGGAUAUUUCAUAUAAAUAGAAAUCAUACAAUAUUAUCUCUUGAGUCUGGCUUCUUUUACUUAGUAUGUUUUUAUGUUCAUCCAUGUCAUUGCAUAUGUCAGCAUUUCUGUCAGUAUUCUUAUUGCUAAAUAGUAUUCCAUUAUAUGAAUUCCUGUUUUAUUUAUUCAUUUAAUAGUCAAUGGACAAUUGAGUUGCUUCCUUUUUGGCCCUGAUGCAUAAUGCUGCUAAGAUCAUUCAUGUGCAAGUCUUUCUGUUGCCAUGGGUUUUCAUUUCUUUUGGGUAAAUACCUAAGAGUGGAAUUGUUGGGUUGUGUGAUUAAUUUGUAUUUAACUUUUUAAGAAACUGUCAUACUGUUUUCCAAGUGACUGUACCACUUUACAUUGCCACCAGCAAUAUAUGAGGGUUCCUGUUUCUCCACAUCCUCUCUAACAUUUGUUAAUGACUUUUUAUUAUAGAUGUUCUUAUAGAUACAAAGUGGUAGUUCAUGGUUUAAAUUUGCAUUUCCCUAAUGACAAAGUUGAGCAUCUUUUCAUGUGCUUAUUAGCUAUUUCACAUAAUGCUCUUACGGAUUUUGCUUUUUUCACUUAGCAUCUCCAGAAGUCACUUGUAUUUUUCAUAGAGAUUUCUCUUUCUCUCUCUCCUCUCCUUCCCUCCCUCCCUCCCUCUCUCUCUGUUGUGGCCUAGCAUUCCACUGUGUGGACGUACAUAGUUUAUACAAUCAAUCUGCUAUACUUGGGCAUUCAAGUAGUUCAGUGUUUUGCAAAAUUACAGAUAAUGUUACAACAAAUGAUCUUACAUAUUUAUGUUUGAAGUAUACCUUCAGGGUGGAUUCCCAGAAGUGGGAUUACUAAGUGAAAAGACAUAUGCAUAUGUACUUUUAUUACAUAUUGCCAGUACUUUUCCAUAAAGGUUGUGGUAAUUCACAUUCCACCAGGAAUGUAUGAAACUUUCUGUUUCCCCAAAACUUCAGUAUGUUGUCAAGCUUUUGAAUUUUUGCUAAUCUGAUGGGUGAGAAAUGGUAUCUCAUUAUAGCUUUAAUUUGCAUUCCUCUCACAAUGAGUGAAGUUAAAUAUCUUUCAUGUUUAAGGACCAUUUUUAUAUCUUUUUUCAUGAUUUUGAAUUUGCUCAUGCUUUUUUUUAAUCAUGCAAACUUUUUUUUUUUUUUUUUAAUGUAGACAAAUUUAACAAUUCCUCCAUGAAACCAUCUGGGCUUGGUGCUUUUUUGUGGAGUAAUUCUUUGGUAACUGUAUUUCUCAUAUGCAGAUUGUUUUUGUAAGCUUUCUAUCUUUACAGGAAUCAGUUUAUUAAACCAUAUUUUUCUAAGAAAGUAUUCUGUAGGUUUUCAGAUAUAUUUCAUUUGAAGUGGCAUCCUUCAUGUUUAAAAUUUUUUUCUCUGUAUCAAUAGCUCUUUGUUAUUUCUUGUUCUGUAUAUAUGCACUUUCUCCCCUUUAUUUUCUUUAUUAAACUAGAAAAUAUUUUGUCUA